This is a messenger RNA of Conger conger (European conger), 8571 nucleotides long. RefSeq names its product BTB/POZ domain-containing protein 7-like. The coding region runs from base 436 to 3387 and encodes 983 amino acids. NCBI's taxonomy places the organism in Eukaryota, Metazoa, Chordata, Actinopteri, Anguilliformes, Congridae. Gene Ontology annotation, biological process: morphogenesis of a branching epithelium. The record is from RefSeq and is a predicted model, not a curated record. The transcript is spliced from 11 exons. Gene Ontology annotation, molecular function: protein binding.
CUCCGAGUUUCUCUUUCCAAGAAAAAACGGAGGCGAUAUGAAAAAGUCAAAUUAAAGUGGAAUUAAAGAAUGUCUCCUCCUCACAAGCUUGUUGGUAAACUGCCAAAGACGUCCGCAAGGGUUAUACGUGUGUUUUUGUGGAUUUGUACGUUUUUCUGAAGGGUUUCAAAACUUGUCUGAUAGCGGAGAGCCAGCGAGAAAUUGUGAGCUUCUGCGAGACCUGACGGAGUCUUUUUACUGAGAGGGGACAACAAAUCCUGAAGCCAUCAAACUCAAGGAAUGGCUUGGGGGGUCCGGGGGUCUGCUGCGUCGUUGUCCCAGAGAGGCGGAGGCGAGAGCUGAAGGUGGAGGCGUGAGCCCCCGGCGUGGCAAUGCGUCAGGGACGGCCCCCGCUUAUGAAGUGAAAGCGACUACUGCCAACGUCACCGCCUCACCAUGGGUGUCAGCGCCUCCUACCCCAACUCCUGCUCUCCUCGCUUCGGGGGGAGUUCGCAAUCACAUCACACCCUCAUCGGGACAGCUCCCUAUGGCCAGCAGGCCUAUAGAUGCGAGCCUAAACUCUACAGCCUGGAGCCGCAAGGGCCCGACCGGCCGCCGGAAAGGAGGAAGAAGACGUCGGGCCUGGCCACGCUCAGGAGGAGGUUCAUCAAGCGGCGCAAGUCGGGCCGCUCGGCCGACCACACCCGGCAGAUGCGGGAGCUCCUGUCGGGGUGGGAGGUGCGGGACAUCGCCGCCCUGGUGGAGGAGUACGGGGGGACGGCCGCCCUGAAGGAGCUGAGCUUCCAGGCCGACCUGGCGCGCCCAGAGGCCCGCACCCUGCGCCGCGACCUGGCCUCCCUCUACGAGCGCCGGCUCUGCACCGACGUGGACCUGGUGUUCCAGGGGGCCUGCUUCCCUGUGCACCGAGCCGUCCUGGCCGCCCGUUGCCCGCUCUUCAGGAAGCUGCUGCCCUCUUCUUCCUCCACGGAGCACGGCGGCGAAGUCCUGAUGGACGUGGCGCUGGCUGGUGUGGACGCGGCCAUGUUCUCGGCGCUCCUGCGCUACCUGUACACGGGCGAGCUGGGCGCGGCCGACGCCCGGCCCAAGAACGCCGACGUCCUGCUGCGGCUGAGCGAGGAGUUCGGCACGCCCAACCCGCUGGAGGCCGACAUGCGCGGGCUGUGCGACCGCAUGUGCUACUACGACUCCCUCCUCAGCUUCUCCGCCGAGGCCGGGCCGGGGGAGGGCGAGGGGGCUGCCGGGGGCGGCGGGGAGGAGCUCCGGGCCCACAAGGCCCUGCUGGCGGCCCGCUCACCCUUUUUCCGGAACCUUCUGCAGCGGCGCACGCGCUCCGGGGAGGAUGCGGGCGACCGCGGGCCGCAGGGCCCCGCCCGCAUCGUUCUGGACGAGUCAAUAAUACCCAAGAAGUACGCGCGGGUCAUCCUCCACUGCAUGUACACGGACGCGGUGGACCUGUCCCUGGUGUUGCGCAGCAGUCCCUCGGCCGGCAGUCUGGGGGAGGUGCAGGCCCUGGUGGCCGGGCGGGGCGGCAUGACCCGAACCGAGGAGGCCAUGGAGCUCUACCACAUCGCCCUCUUCCUGGAGUUCAGCAUGCUGGCCCAAGGGUGCGAGGACAUCGUGGCUGAGAGCAUCGCCCUGGAGUCCAUCGUGGCCAUCCUGAGGUGGAGCUCUCAGCCCUACGGCUCCAAGUGGGUCCACCGGCAGGCCCUGCACUUCCUGUGCGAGGAGUUCAGCCAGGUCAUGACCUCAGACACCCUGUACGAGCUGGGCCAGGAGCACCUGCUGGACGCCAUCCAGUCCAACUACCUGCAGGCCAGCGAGCAGGACGUCCUCAAGUACGUGGUGAAGUGGGGAGAGCACCAGCUGAUCAAGAGAAUGGCUGACCGAGAGCCCAACCUGCUGAGCGGCACGGCCCACAGUGUGAACAAGCGGGGGGUGAAGCGCCGGGACCUGGACCUGGAGGAGCUGAAGGAGAUCCUGUCCCCCCUGCUGCCCUGCGUCCGCAUGGACCACAUCCUCCCUGCCAACAGCGAGGUCCUCUCUGACGCGAUGAAGAGGGGUCUGGUGAGUACCCCGCCCUCAGACAUGCUGCCCACGGCCGAGGGGGGCAGAGCCAACGCCUGGCUGAGGCUGAAGAGCGCCGGGAUCCACCUGCGACCCCGCCUCUUCUCCCCCUACGUGGAGGAGGCCAAGGCUGCGCUGGACGAGAUGAUGGUGGAGCAGACGGACCUGGUGCGACUGCGCAUGGUCCGCAUGUCCAACGUGCCCGACACCCUCUACAUGGUCAACAACGCCGCCCCCCAGUGCUGUCACAUGAUCAACCACCAGCAAGUCCCGGGCGGCCAGGCCACCCCUCCCUCUGUGGUGGCCAAUGAGAUACCAGUGCCCAGGCUGGCGGUGGUGAAGCAGAUGACGUCUCGCCUGCAGGAGUUGCGUCACACGGAGCUGGUCCAGCGCGCGUACGCUCUGAACUGUGGCGAGGGGGCGAGUGUCAGCCACGCCCUGCAGCUGCGGGUGCUGCGUGAGUUCGGCCUGCCGGACGGUGCGGCCGAGCUGCUGCAGAACCCGCACAAGUUUUUCCCGGAGGAGUGCUUCGGGGACGAGAGUCCUGUUCUCGCCCUGCGCCCCGUCUCCAGAACAACGGCCGCCGAGGGGCUGCCCGGAUUCCACCCGCCUCUGCCCCCUCCCCCUCCGCCCUACCACCCCCCUGCCACGCCCGGCCACGCCCAGCUGGCGGGCUGGAGGCCCAGAGCUCACCCCCAGCCUCCGUCCCGCUCUUUCUCUUACCCCUGCAACCACACCCCUCUGCCCUGGUGCCCCAAACAGGCUGACCCGCUGGGUCCCGCCCACCCCUCCUAUCCUGGCCAACAGGGGCUGAAUCAGCACGCGGAGCCAGCGGUCAGCGAGCUGAUGCCGGACGUCGCAGUGGGUGUGGCUUCGCUGAGCCUGAGGGCGGGCCUGGACAAGGAGAGUCACAACCCGCCCUCCUCCUCUGGGCCCCACUACCCCCCCGGACUCUACCACCCGGGUCGGCACGGCCCCGUCCCCCACGAGAGCCGGGCGGGGUUCCCCGACCUGUACAGCCUCCCCCGCCACCCGCAAGCCUUCUACCCCCCGGGGCCCGACCUGUACGUCCACGCUCGCCCGCCAGACCUGCACCGCUUCAGACCCCCACCGAGGCUAGACCUCGCUCCGGGGGACCUCCAGUCCACCAGGGGGCGGUCCAAAACGGAGCCGGACGGUCAAGUCCGGGCGCUCGCCGUCGCUGUGGAUACCCAGAGGCCCGCGGCCCCUGAGGGAUCCGGCGCGGGCGACGAGGUGGCGGCAGGAAGGGACCGCAGGUCCCCGAGCAAACCCGAGUACGCGUACAGGAAGUCUGCACUUUAACCGCGGAGAGAGAGAUGCAGGACAGACGAGCAGCUCAGGGUAAAGGAAGAGGGAGUGGGCCCUGGCUCCUGUUGGCCACCGAGUGGCCCAGAAGAGAUGGGUCCCACUGGGCGCAGUCGAACCGCUCGCUUACAAAACCGCAGAACCGCCAUUUUCGCCCCAGAAUCGCUAUCUUCAGCCACCAUCCCAGGAGCAGAACACUGCACAUUCUCGCCCCGGUCAUUCACAGCGGGGGCGGGUGUGUUUCAACCAACUUUGGUCGCAGGCUGUAUGCCACCGCAGAAGAGGCUCUUCCAAGCCUUGGCCAGACCUCCCUGCAUGUUCAUUCGUAGAGUCAGACCCCCCCUGUGACUGGAUCAUCAACUUUCCCCCACGACCCUUCCCCUCCCUUCCCAUAAUCCUCUCCCGAGUCUUUCUCCAUCCCCUGUCUUUCUAAUCAGGAGCAGGCCCUCAAGAGCAUUCCCCAGUUUAAGUUGCCUCCGUAGAAAAGAAAGCUCUGCACUUGGAAACAGAGCUUUACAGCAAUGCGCAGUAUUAUCGAGCCGGCUGGUAACAUGACUGACGGAGACAGCGCUGUGUCCCCCCACAGGGGAUAUUUACCCUGGAACAUUGCCGUUUGUGCUACGUAUUAGUGCCCUGGAUGAUUAGUAUAGGGUAAAUGUCCCUGAUUUUAAUAGCCUCCAUUUCUCAUUGCUAGGUUAUGACAGAGCAGCGACGAUGGGGGCAAUGUCGUGGAAUAUAUUGUGGCCACACUCUCCUUCCUUAAGUAUAAAUCCGGUUUGUAGCUCUUUGUCCUGCUGGCAUUUUACGUCUUAAAUGGGCUGUAAUGGCUGGGCUCCAGGGGACGCGUGGGUUCAUUAACAGUCGCAGAGAUGGUGGUGGAGACGGCCUGUUUGUUGGCGGUCAUUCCCUCGCUUGGUUGUGCUGUUGUCAGUUUGUGUCACUUCCUGUUCUUGAGCCCUCGUGUUACCCCCCUCUGGUGUAACACAAUCAGGGGAGAUUCUAACCAUUAUAACCAAGCUAGCAGAAGGCCAUGCAUUAAUAAAGCUAUCAAAAGUCAUUUUAUUCAUCAAUGAACGGCUGUUCAGAGAACUGCUGUAACCGGCAGUCCUGUUCCGGAGCACAGGGAAGGACAGUCUUGCCCAGCCCAUUUUAAUUUAUGGGAUUGCGAUCUGCCAACAUGGCUGUCGUGUAAUUUAGUUUGUUUUCGAGUUGGCCAUCUGCAGCGUCACGGGAUGUUGUGCUGGAUAUCGGACUCCAGGCUUCUUCGGUUUUCAUUCCCUCUGCUGCUCGUCUCCUGGCCGCUUUUCAUAUUGGAAGGCAAGCGCGGUAUUAGCGCCAGCAUUUUUUUAUUUGUGUAGCGAUUGUAUAUGUGCCCCCCCCCGUCCUCACUCCUAACGCUUCUGCGACUGUGGUGUAGCAUUUGUGUUUACUGGCAAAGCUGUUAUUUACUAUGAGAAGCAUUCCAUGUAUUCUUUUUUUCAUUAUUUUGUCUUUUCUAUAUGAUCGGAUUAGUACGUUUCUUCAGAGGUUUGAUUCUUUGUGAUUUUACAAGGCAGAAGUGGCAGGCCGUGAACUGGUAGCUACAGAUUCACGUGCGGAAUAUGUGUCAUAAUGCUACCCACCUCAGUCAUACUGAGACGUUCUUGAAACAAGGGCAGAGUGUUCUGUUUUGUUGUUGUUUGUUGUUUCCCAUUUAUCAACUGCAUCAGAGUGUAUGUUCUGUUUUGUGGUUGGGCCAGACCAUAAUAGUUUUGAGUGAGUCAUAUGAUCUUGACUCUGUCUGAGUUUUGUGAUGUUGCCAGGGACAACCGGGCCAAGGCAGUGGAAACGGUACUUCCUUGUUCCAAAAAAGACAGUGACGUAAGUACACAAUGCCAUUGUGUCAUAAGUAAGAAAAGGGCAGGCAAAGGCAGGUGUCAAAAUGCAUGUGAAAAAUGUUCCAGAAGACGCUCAGUGUUUCUUUACUAUCCAUCAUGUUCCCAGACUGAAUAUUAAGUCACUCAUUGUGUUUGUUAAGCUCCAGUUUAAGUGUUGUAAACCCUAAUUUCAUACGUCACUGGCCACCCUACCCCUCCUGUCUCCAAACUUGCUCUGACCCUGUUUGAACACACUUCAAAACACUUCUCUCUCACGCCUCGGCACCUCAACAGCUCCACCUUAUGGUUGUGCUAUGAUACAGCAAGGCCUCUAUUCUCAAAAUGUUCUACCUCUGUCCCACCAACUUAAGUUCUUGAUUAUAAGUCAUAAUAGAUCUUUAAUCCCAAGGACCGAUCCAAAGGAAAUCAUCCACAUUAGCAAAUACACUAUCAGGACAAAUAAGAUGACAUACAGGACAGACAUGAACAUAUGUCAAUAAAAUGUACAUUUUAAAUCUGCCUACACAAGAAUUCCAAUCAAAACGGAUGUGACUGUAGCUACUUGACAGUUUCCUUCAAUUGUAGGAAACAGUCCAACUUUCUCCAUCCCGUGACCGGGGUCCUGGAAAGCAGGACCACCCCGGAAGGUAGUGUCCCAGGCAUGUUCACUCAAGCAUAGGCAGAGGCUACCCAAAAUAGAUCCAGUCCCAGACAGAGGCAGGGCACAAAGCAACCCCCCCAAUACUGACCCACAUAAGAUAGGAUGCUGAUAUGUUCUGUCAAACUUAACUUUUUCUUCACUCAACACUCUGCUGCAUUAUUUACAAAUGGCAAGUAUGGAUGAUUUUUUAGGCAAGCUACAGCAAGCCUGGGUCAAGUACAUAAUCAGAUUCAAAUACUUUUCUACACUUGUCUGAGCUUGUCUCUUGCAUUGGAACCUAUGAAAUGCUCACAAAAUGUGCUUCUGGUCCUCUUAGUUGACUCUGUUGCACCAGGCAACAUCAGUCGAGCACAGAAAAGUAUUUGAAUCUGAAAGAAUUACGCAUUUGACCCAGGUCUGCUUAAGGUCCAUGCUACACUACAGUCCACCAAACUCCACAGAACUUACUGUGGACUCCUGGCCAGUCGGUAUUGGCGUGGCCAGGAUAACAUCUGAACUCUAAUGUGCAAUGGCACACUAAGAACAAUUCCGUCAAUAGGAUACACAAUUCUGGAGAGACAACCUGUUUUAUUGUUUAAUUCAAUUGAUGGCAGACGAUUGCUCCACCCAUUAUAUGGUGCAUCAAAUCCAGUUCUAAGGGAGGGUGGCUACUUGACAGUUACCUUCAAUUGUAGGAAACAGUCCAACUGGUCAACCUGCUACCAGCUGUUUCAAAGCAUAGCUUGAGCUGGUCUGAACUGGUAAACCAGCUAAGCCAUGUGAAGCUGGCUGUAGUGUAGUGGUUAUGGUACAUGGCUGGGACCUGCAAGGUCGGUGGUUCCCCAGUGUGGCCACAAAAAGAUCUGCACAGCCGUUGGGCCCUUGAGCAAGGCCCUUAUCUCCUCCUUAGUCUAAUCAACUGUACGUUGCUCUGGAUAAGAGCGUCUGCCAAAUGCCAUUUAUGUAAUGUACGAGCUGGGAGCUGGUCUGAACUGGUGAACCAGCUACCAGGUGUUUCAAAACCUAGCAGUUCUUUUCAGCAGGGUGCAGUCAAGAACUAGUGAGGCUUUUAAUGGAAACUUCCCUUGACCUGUUUCUUCCUGUCAUCAUGUAUAAAUAUACAGCAGUAAGGCCAUUUCUAAUCAUGCUACCAGUGUUAAUUCCAUUCACAAAGAUGGUGAAUUUAAACCUAAAGACAAUAUCCUUCCUUCUUAGAAAUUUUCUUUAUUUUCUUUAGAGACGAGUGAUUGUCCCAGAUCUUCUUGCUAUGCUGUACUGACAGAAAUUUGCUCGCAUUUCCAUAUAUUUUUUAAAACCUCUUCUAACUUGCCACCUCUGACAGCAAUGCAUUCAGUAUUUUUGUAGCUUGUAUUUUUGAGAUGUGUAACACAAAGGGUUAUCUUGAAAUGCUGGUAGAGUAUUAACUUAUGACAUCCAUAGAGAUUUGAGAUUGCUGUUGAUACUGUAUUUUUUGGGGGCUUUCCUGAAGUUGUUGACCAGGGCUACUCAGCCCUGGACCUAGUGGACUACUUUUGCUCCACUUCAGAAAAUAACCUUCAGAUGCAACAGAUCCACUUCCUCAGGCCACCCUCAAAAUGGCUGCCAGCCCGUUUAUAGACGUACACGUCCCACGACCCUGUCAAAGAAGCUCAUGGUAGAAGACAGGCUGAUGAAUUCAGCAGUAUAUCACAAUAUAUCACAUUAUAACAGCUGCCAUUAAUGCAAGAGAGAAACACAGCAGGAUUACUAUGUACAGGAUGCAGACCGGUUUUUAAUAAUGGUGCCGCAUACUACUGUUCUGGCUUGUGUAUAUCAUUGAUGGCAUUCCCAGUGUUUCCCAGUCAAAAUUUCACACACUUUUUGGUUGUGGCCCGUAAGUGUACACAUAAUGUACAUGGCAGCCAUUUUGGGUCUGGUGAAUAUACAGUACUGUAUUCAUAUGCAGUUCAUUCCUCCUGUUCAUUUAAGUCAUUGAUUGGCUAACAAAUCCACACACCUUGUUCUCCAGACUAUUGGCAGCCGAAUGAAAGGAAACCACAAUAACCCGCAGACAAUGCAGCUUGGCACGCCUGGUCUAAGGGGAGCAUAUUUUGAUUCAUUUAAUUGUUUUCAAUAUUUAAAAACUGUCCCCGAAAUUGCCUUCAUAUUAUCGCACAUACUCGUAAAGUCACACAUUUGGAAAAAAAAAGAAAAGAAAAAACAUGCUUUGACAGACUUUUGGCGCAAAUAAAUUCCUAAUAUCCAGCAGUAAAUUUGGGUUUGGAACCUGAGAGGCUCCAAGCUGUAUCAUUUAUUUUUCUCCAUGGGAACACGCCCGUGCCUUCUCUGCUAUCAGCUGGCCAUUUUAUUUUCCAGAACUUUCUUCCUAUGCAAGCAUUUUCUACCAGCCCGCAUAAACCUGUCCUUUGUUAAAAAAAAAAACUGCUUUGUACAUUUUUUGAAAGAUAAUAUUUUUCCAUUUGUAGCUACCUGUGAAGAAACCUCCAGGUAUUUGUGGAAAUGGUUUGUUAAAUAUCUUGAAAUGUGUAACAAAUGUGAUUUGUACUUGCUGUAUAUAAUGAAGUCAAGCCCCUUUCUUGUAGACGCCAUGCAAAGUUUUCUCUAGCUCUAUUUUUCUACUGUUAUCGCAGUGGGGAGCGUGGUACAGUGAUGGAACCUGUCUGCAAAAUAAACAAUUUUAACAGA